AAUAAAAAGAAAAAUGGAAACACCAAUAGUUUUGGAUUUUGGGUCACAAACGUGUCGUGUAGGAAAUGCCGGAGAAUCUAUGCCAACAAAUAUUUUUCCAUCAUACGUUGGAAUUCCGAGGGAAAAGUCACAACUAAAACCUGACUUUUAUGUGGGAAAAAUCUUAAAGGAACAAAAACGAGAAUUUCAAAUCAAAUCACCAAUCAAAAAUGGAACGAUUGAAGACAUUUCAAUGGCUAGUGCAUUAUUUAAAAAUGCAUUAGAUGAAUGUCAAGGAUAUGGAAAACCUAUAUUAUUUACUGAACCUGCACUAAAUCCAAAACAAAUUCGAGAAAAAACAAUACAAUUAUUAUUUGAAAGAUUUAAAGUACCAUCUGUAUAUUUUUCGAUUCAACCAAUUCUUUCUUUAUUUGCAUCAGAAAAGACAGACGGAUUAGUUAUUGAUUCAGGUGCUGAUAUUACACAAAUUAUACCAAUUUAUGAAGGAUAUGUUAUUUCAUCAUGUGUUCAUAAACAAUAUGUUGCAGGAAAUGAUUUAUUAGAAUAUCUUGUUUCCACAAUUAGUGAAAAAAGAGAUGUUAAUCUUUCUACAGCAGCAGCAAAAGAAGUACUUGAAAAUCAAGUUAAAAAAGAUUGUCUUGUAGCAUUAGAUUUAAUGGAUGUAGUACGAUUAUCAUCAGACCCAGAUUUAUUACGUACAUACACUUUACCAGAUGGAACAGAAUUUUCAAUUGAAGAAGAACGAUUUUUAUGUCCAGAAAUUUUGUUUAGACCAGAAUUAUUUAUUAGUGAUGAUGUUUUAGCAAAAGGAUUAGAUGUUGCAUGUUAUGAUUGUGUAAUGAAAUGUGAUAUUGAUGUUAGACGUUGUUUAUUUAAUAAUAUUUUAUGUGCUGGUGGUAAUACUCUUUAUCCUGGAUUUGCUGAACGUCUUGCUUCAGGUGUACAAAAAUUAUGUAAUGACUCAAUUGAAGUUGGUAUUGAAGCACCAGCAGAUAGACAAUAUUCAUCUUGGAUUGGUGGUUCAAUAUUUGCUUCUAUUUCAGAAUUUAAUCAAUUAGCUAUCAAUUCAUUUGAAUAUGAUGAAUUUGGUGCACAAAUAAUAAAUAAAAAAUGCAAAAUAAGUUGGGAUUAA
Molecule: messenger RNA, 1132 nt
Organism: Entamoeba histolytica HM-1:IMSS
Lineage: Eukaryota; Evosea; Mastigamoebida; Endamoebidae
Product: actin, putative
Exons: 1
Coding region: 14-1132 (372 amino acids)
Source: RefSeq, a predicted model, not a curated record